This is a messenger RNA of Oncorhynchus mykiss (rainbow trout), 5209 nucleotides long. The record is from RefSeq and is a predicted model, not a curated record. Lineage: Eukaryota; Metazoa; Chordata; Actinopteri; Salmoniformes; Salmonidae.
UGAUGGUCCUCCUACCCCCCCCAACACCGAAUACACCAGCUUCACAGCCACCACCUACCCACCCCAAACCAAGGAUGAAAGGAGGAACACACUGUACAGCGAGAUAAAUGCAGACCAUUGGAUGGGCGUUCAUAUAGAGACCAAUAGUGAAGCGUGCAUCAGCCGCGAGACAACAUCUAUAUUUGCGAAUAUUAUCAAACAACAUACACAUAGACCUAUUGACGGAUCAUGAUUAUUGACGCAGCUUAAUUAAAGAAUUCUAUAUCGGACCAUGGACUGUUCUUUGUCACAGACCUCGGGACUAUUGAGGUGCUUCGAUGCAUGAUAUAGUAAUGUUUUCAUGAGUACACUGUUGUGGAUGGGAUUGUGCUGCAAAAAAUUCAAAGCGUAGGCUAUAUGUUUAUGGAUUCGGGUAUUCACACCGCGAGGCCCCAUGGAACCUGCGACAAAUGUGGUUAUGGUGCAGUAAACUUCGAGUAAAGGAUGGUUAUGAAUGCGCGAAUUAAAUAGUGUCGGUACAUUGAAAUAAUAAAACAAUAAUGGAUUAUUUUUGUUACGUGAUAUAUUGCACAGUGACUAAGCUUGCGCUGUAAUGCGAAGCUUACAUGGGUUUUGAUAUCGGCGCUGACAAUAUAUUUCUGUGUGUCAACGUAAACAUUUGGAUUAUCUUUGGCUGAACAUAACAGUGAGAGUUGUUAACCAAAGACUGGUUAGCUUUACAUGGCUUGUCGUUAUUUGGCGCGGGGGAAUUCAUUAAACAUAAUGCCUUCUCUUCGUUUUGCUAAUCUGAACAUUACGUUUUAAUCUUAAAAAGAGGAAAAGUAGUGUGUGUGCGUUUGGGCUUUGCGCUCCUCAGGAAUCCUGUGAUUUGUGUGAUUGGCCAACAUCAACAUGCCCACCUCACGCUCGAGCGCCAGCCCGGUGGAAUACUGGGUGGAUGGAUCGCGCAGAGAUGUCUCCAUGGAAGAGUUCUACACCAUGGGUCCUGAACUGGGAAGGGGGGCUACGUCAGUGGUGUUUCGCACCGAGGAGAAGCAGACGCAGAAGCCCUAUGCUGCAAAGGUCCUGAAGAAGACUAUUGACAAGAAAAUAGUGCGGACUGAAAUUGGAGUUCUGCUGCGACUUUCCCACCCAAAUAUUAUCCGCCUGAAGGAGAUUUUUGAGACCGAGACAGACAUUGCCCUCAUCUUGGAGCUGGUGACCGGAGGCGAACUCUUUGACAGGAUUGUGGAGAGAGGGUAUUACAGCGAGAGAGAUGCUGCCCACGUCAUCAAGCAGAUUCUGGAGGCAGUGGCGUAUUUACAUGACAAUGGUGUGGUGCACCGUGACCUGAAACCAGAAAACCUUCUGUACGCUGACCUCUCUUUGGACGCCCCGCUUAAGAUUGCUGACUUCGGCCUCUCAAAGAUAAUAGAUGAGCAAGUUACCAUGAAGACGGUGUGUGGCACGCCUGGAUACUGCGCUCCAGAGAUCCUCAGAGGCAAUGCCUAUGGUCCUGAAGUGGACAUGUGGUCUGUGGGAGUGAUCCUGUACAUCUUGUUGUGUGGGUUCGAACCAUUCUUCGAUCCGAGGGGAGACCAGUACAUGUAUAGCCGCAUCCUCAACUGCGACUAUGAGUUUGUCUCCCCCUGGUGGGACGAGGUCUCCCUCAACGCGAAGGAUUUGGUCAGUAAGCUGAUAGUGCAGGACCCCCACAAGAGGCUGACGGUGAAGGAGGCUCUGGAGCACCCCUGGGUACUGGGCAAGGCUGCCCGUUUCUCCCACAUGGACACGACUCAGAGGAAGCUACAGGAGUUCAACGCCCGGCGCAAACUCAAGGCUAUCAUGAAGGCUGUGGUGGCCACCAGCCGUAUGCACGAGGGCUCCCGGCGGCGCACGGACAGCUGCGAUAUGCCCGGCUCUGACAAGACCACCUCCAGGCAGAGCAGCAUGCAGCAGGACCCUCCCCAGGACUCCCUGGAGGGCCAGGCCUGCCAGGGAACGGACACUUCCCAGACCCAGGAGGACGACCAGUGCCCCCCGCCUCUCCCGCCACGCUGCCCCAUACCCUCCACCACCAACCCUCCUCUACUGGCUGGGGGUCUCUUCCCCUCCCGUCCACCCACCAGGCCCCCGCUAAGGGGAGUUGAUGGGCAGAGACAGAUGUCGGUCAUCCCCAAGACCGCAGUGGUACGGCCUAGGGUGCCCCAGAAGAGCUGCUCCUCGGUGGACUCCACCACCACCAAGCGGGAGCCGUCCUCCCCGGUCUUGACCACUCCCCCGAGCCCCAAAAGCCUUGGCAACAGAUUUUCCAUGGGGGUGGAGUCUGGCAGCAAAACGGCACAGUGUCAAUGAGUGAGUGGCAGGUACCAAACAGUACGAGCUCCUCACCUACUGUUGUCCUAAAAUGGCCGACGUCAUUGUGAGAGUCAGGUGAGAUGGUAGAUGACAACAUGGAGGAGGAAGGAAGAGAGGGAGAAUGGAUGUCUAAUCUCGUCAUAUCUGUAUCUGUUUAGACCGGGGACAAACGACUACUAUACUUCCCUUGAUAUUUAUUGUUCCUCUCUGUGCGUAACGAGUUUGGAUACUCAUAACGAAUUUGCAAAUUAACUUCUAACUUUGGUCUAAACUUGGUUUCCAAGUUCCUUUAACCUCUUAUUUUUCAUUGCUUUUCAAGACAAGGCCUAUCUGAACAGGACAAGGCCUCCCUGAACAGCACAAGGCCUCUCUGAACAGGACAAGGCCCCUCUGAACUAUUUUACUUCUAAGGCCACAUACUUUGUAUUCUCUGCACCUUUCUACAAUUCAAUGUUGGAAUCUACAGACUUCAUAUGCAAAUCUGUGAAUGCAUACACAUAAUCCUCUCAUUCAGGUAGUAAAGAUAUUGUAUUUGUGAGCUUAUGAAUGUAGUCAAGGUGUAUUGUAAUGUUUAUUUUGCAAUAAUGGUAUUGAUCUAAUAUUUGCACUGUAUACAUUGAUUAAUCUACAUAGAUUACAACAAAAAGCAUUCACACUGCUAAUCGUUUACUAUUUAAGUCAAACUGCACUUUUAUUCCUCUAGAAAUGUACAUGACUGACCAGAAUAGCUUGUUUGUGGCUCAAACCAAUUUUCCCUUCAUUCAUUGGUUGUAAAAAAUGCUUGGGUAGUUACCCAUCUGCUGAAGGAACGCACAUCAUAUUCACCUCAUCUCUACGACCUCACUGGAGCUACCACUCUACCUCUGUGUGCAGGGGCUUCCAACCCAGUAAUGGCAAAACCUGUAAAGAAACUGUUGGACGAGGUGAGGUUAUGAGGCAAAGCACAGCAUUUCUGCAACAGAAUCAUAUUGUAAGUGGCAGGUGAGGUGAACCCUCGUUUUCAUUGGCUAAGGGCUUUUCUCAAUGGAACUCAAAUAACUGAUCGAACGACUGUCAUUAAAAUAGUCCAUUUCCAUUCCAAGGGCCAAUCUUCACCUGCUAUCUUGUAUUCUCACUCUAACAUUGCCAAAUAGUACGCCUGCAUUAUACUGCUGACAUGUCCAUACAUGUAUAAACCAUUCAUUUACACCAAUGAAAUGUAUAAAGUAUGGCUAUUUUACUUAGAAUUAUUGCUUACAAAUGCUUUAUUUGGGGGUUGGGAGGGGGGUGUAGUUAACAGUGUUGGUUUUGUAAUUAAUUUCUGUGUUUCCCGUUUUUCAUUCAUUCUAAUAAUUGUAGCCUACCUUUUGAAGGUGACAUAUUUUAGACAACAUGAGAUUGAUUUAACGGUCAUAAGAGGGGAAUGUAUUGAAGAUGUACAGGUCUAUACAUUUUGUAUGUUUGAUCAUAUCACAAUAAUCUAAAUCAAUUGGAUUUGAUUGUCUUGUAUUCUACAGAAAUAUUUAGCACAGCAUCCAUUCAAGAUGGUAGUUGCUGUGUGAUGACAUAAAAUGAAUAAAACAUUUAUUUACAAGUCCAAUAUUAGCCUGGAAGAGUUAUCAGUUUUAUAACAAACUGCCAAUAUGAGAAUCUUUAGACGCAAAAUAAACACACACCUAUCUAGGCGAGGUGCUGGCUAGCGGAGUGGAACAAAAUAAAGGAGAGCUCUCAUCUGAGCUCCUGGAGUGUGCUGCUCUCCUUUAUUUGAUUUAAAUAUGAGAAUCUCACCUCACACAUACAUUUGAUUUGAUUUAAGGAAAAUACAAUAAACAUUGAAAGAACAGUAAAUCAGUGGACAGAGAACUGAAUUUUAUUGAUGUACGUCAGAUGAUUACUGUGCAGAAAAUACCAUUAGAGUUAAAGCAUGUCACAGAUUCACAUGGGAAUGACGAGGAACAGGGAAGGACAACUCCCCCAUGUUGGAAACUAAAGCAGAACAACUGUUGAAGUAUAGCAUAACUGUACAAUAUUGUAUCGUUGUAGUUGGAUUAUAAUUUGGCCAUUGUCUUCUCAGCAACAGAAAAUUAGGAAGAAAGUAGGUUUGCUCUCUGAAUAACUUAUGAGUACAAAUUAAUUUAAAAUAGUGUUUAAAAUAUUGCCGCAAUGUUAGUGCACAUAGCAAACAUACACAGAGGCAUUGAGCCUUGUGAAACUUGAUAGGACUCUGGCUGAAGCACUUUGAAACCAUUACACAGCAUGUGACACAUAUAAAAGACAUGCUGUCCAUUUAACACACCUAAAAACAUGGCUGUGUCCUAAUAUUCUUAACUGGCUACCUUAUUUCUCUGCCUUUCCAUUGUGAAACACCUGGACAGGCAUCCAUCAUAUUACUUUCAGCUGUUGCGGUUUUUCAGAUCAGUGGUCACAAAGGAAAGGAGACAAGGAAAGGAAGCAGGUUCAGAAAUGUGACGUGUCCCUGCCUACUCGCAUCCUGGUCUUAAAAUGGCAGACAGGAAUGCCAUAGCACAGGUGACAAUCUUUUGAGAGUAUAAUAUAUUGAGAUGGCUUAAUUCUAAUUAUUUCAUCGACAUAGUUCUGGGCCUUAGACAACAGUCACUGAGUUGUGAAGAAACCAUUUCACCUGGAACCAGUCAGGGCAGGAGACACAUGUAUACAAGCGCUCUCGGUCUUUGUCCAAAGGGUGAAUCCAACACUACAGUGCUUCUAAUAGAGGCCAAAGCGGUGGUUCAUGGCAGGUCUGUUGGAAGCUAUCCACAGCACAAACAUGCAUUAAUAUGGCUCUAGAGAACAGAGUGUAAUGAGUGGGCUGCUAUUGAAUGUCUUUCCAUUGUAUAUUAAUCCCCAUUGCUAUUGAGAGAGUCUUUCCAUCAUA